Messenger RNA from Culicoides brevitarsis, 920 nucleotides. RefSeq names its product mpv17-like protein. Lineage: Eukaryota; Metazoa; Arthropoda; Insecta; Diptera; Ceratopogonidae. The coding region runs from base 226 to 798 and encodes 190 amino acids. Gene Ontology annotation, cellular component: mitochondrion; membrane; cytoplasm. Gene Ontology annotation, biological process: cellular response to reactive oxygen species. The record is from RefSeq and is a predicted model, not a curated record. The transcript is spliced from 6 exons.
CUUAAACAAAAGUGAAGUACUCGUCUAACAGAGAAUUUUUAGUGACAAGAAGUGGCUUGUAAAUGGAGUGAAAGCAAAAAAAAAGGAGAAAACGAAGAUGCAGUAGAACCGAGAAAAGCAACGAAAAAUAUACAAGACAGAAAAGACAGCAACUGAAUACGUUCCAUCGCAGCAUUUAAACGAAUUCUAAUAAGAUUUACCAAACGUUCCUCAUCGAGUACAGAGAUGGCGUUACUUCAAGCAGCCAAGAGUUUCUUCCUUCGAAGACCAUUGAUCGCCAAUAGCAUCGUUUACGGAUCCCUGUACGUUGGGGCCGAAUUUUCGCAACAAACUGUCACAAAAAAAGUUUUGGCAAAGACUCCUGAAGAACUUGAUAAGCCCUCGUUGGCUCGUUAUGCGGUUAUGGGCACUUUUAUGUACUCUCCAAUGUUAUUUUAUUGGUAUCGAUGGCUUGAUAAAUUCCUUCCGGGAACAGCUCGAAAGACAAUCGUCAAAAAAUUGCUCAUGGAUCAAUUUUUGUUUACGCCGCAAUUGUUGGUUGUCUUUUUCACAGGCAUGUCUCUAAUGGAAGGAAAACCCCCAUUCGACGAGCUGAAGGAAAAAUUCGUGCCAACGUUCGCCAAAUCUUGUCUCUUCUGGCUACCAGCUCAAACAGGCAACUUCAUGUUCAUUCCGCCGCAAUUUCGUGUCAUCUACGUUGGAGCGUGUGCCUUUGCUUGGGUCAACAUUCUUUGCUGGGUAAAACGCCAAAACGUCUCUUCAGAAGAAACUCAAGCAAUUGAAGCAAAAUCCGCAUAAAUUUACUAUAAAAAGUGCAAAUUAACCGAAAAAUAGUGGAAAAAAAUUAAAAAUCACCGCCAAUUUACGCCUUUAUGAAAAAAAAAAUCAAGCCAAGCGUGGAAAAAUUUAUAAAAUAAAAA